Messenger RNA from Linum tenue, 627 nucleotides. Lineage: Eukaryota; Viridiplantae; Streptophyta; Magnoliopsida; Malpighiales; Linaceae. The record is from the annotation of a GenBank genome assembly.
AUGAUCGGUAAGCUGAUUAGGAUCGACUACAAUACUCAAACAGCCCAAAGAGGUAAAUUUGCUCGCAUUGCAAUUGAGCUCGAUGUUUCACAGCCUCUAACCCCAGAUUUCUAUCUUGAUGGAGCUGUACAACUGAUUGAGUACGAGAAUCUACCCCAAGUUUGCUUUUCAUGCGGUCGAAUCGGUCAUUCUGAAGAGGAAUGCUCUGAAAGCAAAGCUCCACCCAACACUCAGGCCCCUCCUAGCCUUGUGCUUGCAGACCUCCCAAUGACAUCAUCUCUACAGCAAACCCCCACACUUGGAUCAGAUACUACCUCUGAAGCCACCGCAACGAAAGAAGCUUUUGGGCUGUGGAUGGUUGUUCAACGUAAACAUAGAAGACCCAAUAAGAAUGGCAACCAAACUCCCCAAAUGAAGAAUCAAUCCACCAAGGACGGACGGCCUGCGGCGACCACCGGAAAUUCCCAUCUCCGCUCGGUUCAGCCGAUUGGGGUAAAAGCUCAACAACGGCAAUCCCCAACUCCGGCGACCACCCGACAACCUUCAAUGGAAGGAAUCGCUUACACCGACUCCAGCGCCAACUGCAGCGAACGGAACACCAGCAACCUCGGCUACCAUCUCUUCUAG